Molecule: messenger RNA, 2701 nt
Organism: Pungitius pungitius (ninespine stickleback)
Lineage: Eukaryota; Metazoa; Chordata; Actinopteri; Perciformes; Gasterosteidae
Gene: cxcr3.2
Product: chemokine (C-X-C motif) receptor 3, tandem duplicate 2
Exons: 2
Coding region: 1327-2652 (441 amino acids)
Biological process (GO): immune response; G protein-coupled receptor signaling pathway; positive regulation of cytosolic calcium ion concentration
Cellular component (GO): membrane; external side of plasma membrane
Molecular function (GO): C-C chemokine binding; C-C chemokine receptor activity
Source: RefSeq, a predicted model, not a curated record
AUUAGACUCACUGGAGAGUGCACAGGUCGACUUUAAAAGAUUAAAGCGCCAUUUCGGGGGCGGGAUCAAUCAAACAAACGUAUUGAUUGACCUAAUUCAUAAUCGGCGCGUGAUGGAUUGUGAGGUAACAGAACAAAAGGGACUUUGAAGUCAGAAUUAUGGCAAACUGUCACAACUACUACAAUAAUACUAAGGAAUAAAGUCAAAGUAAUGUGAUUUUAUCACAACGAUUGGGAGUUGAGGAAAGUAAAAUAACACUAUUUUCAUUCCACUUGAAGAUUGAAUAACGACACGUGGAAUAAGGUAAAGAUAUCCUGGUUUAAUAAGCAGCAGAAUGCCACAAAUGACUGUAUUUACCUCUGUAUAAAUCAAACACAAGUUUAACAUAAGAAGAGAGUUUUAAAUAUGACAUAAGAGUAUCACUUUGCAUAGCGCCUGCGUACAGUGAAUGAUGGCUGUGAGAGUUACUCUUCAUUAAGAUUUUUAAUUUAUGGUCAGAAUUAUUGGUAAAAUGAAUAUUAUUAACACAGACACAGUCAGCAUUGUUUCAGGUGUUCUUCCUCUUUUUGGAUGUUCAAGCUCAUGUUCUUUUCAGGGUCAAAUAUGUUCAAACAACCUUCCUAUUCAGAUUGGACCUUUGUUCUGCCUCCAGCAGACGUGUCCACGCCUGUGAUUGGUCAACACGCUGUCAAGCCCCGCCCUCUUCACGACGUCCCCCGCUCACAGCCACUUUGACAGUCACGUGCGUUCAAGGACGUGGUGUGAAGGUGGUGUUAAAUGUCCGCACUGCUGCUGGAGGCUUUUUCUCAUCCACUUCUGACUCUUAACCUUCGUGAUGAAACGCCACCAGCAGCCAUUUGUGGGGGGCUCGAGUGGCCCGGGUUCAGUGUGACCCCCCCCCCCCUCAGAGCGCCACCAGUGAAAGGAAUCCCUCCAACCUGGAGUCUGGGUUUUUGUUCUCUUAGAAACUGUAAGCUUUUGACAUUAGAAUCGCAGACGAAUCUCUUUUCUUUUAGCAAAUCAUAACACAACUUUACGGGAUUUAAUACCACAAAGAAAGCAGAACACGAAGAACAGACAAUAGUGGCGAUUCCUCCCUACGAAGCACUUUCACUUCUCCAUCUGUGAAGACAUGUUUUUUUUAAAAUUAGUUUCUACUUCCUUUGGGUUAAUUUCUCAUACAUUUUGGUCCUUUUCAAAAAUAUAUGGAAGAAUUUUAUUCUAAAAAAAAAAACCCUCCACUGGAUCUUCAGUAGAAAAUAGAAUGUUUUUCCACCUUGGGUGAAGUAGUCAUGCAGUCUGUCCGAAGGAGCCUCCUUCGAAGAAAUGUCACAAUUUCCUUUACUCAGUCUUCUAUUCGCAGCUAUGUUUGCAUCUGUUUUAAAUGUGAGGAUUCAGUUCCCUGAAAGCACUUCUCCUUUUCCCUCAUGGAUAAAUGAAGAUGGACAGAAAGAGGGACGUUUACUCGUUGUCUCUCGACUGUUGAGGUGCACCGCUGCCUCCUCGCCUGCUACAGAUAUGGAUCAAGUUCCUCAAACCACAGAAGAUUACUGGGUGUAUGACUACGAUAACGUCACCUGGUCCACUGACACCAGCCGCUCCCUGGCCGCCCCGUGCCAGCAGGAGGACCGCUACGGGUUUGCACAGAGGUUCUCCCCCGUCGUGUACACCCUGGUGUUCCUCAUGGCCCUCGUGGGCAACGUGCUGGUGCUUUGCGUGAUCCGACGCUACCGGAGCUCCCAGAGCGGCGGCGCGUGCGCCUUCUCCCUGACGGACACCUUCCUCCUUCACCUGGCCAUCUCGGACCUGCUGCUGGCCUUCACGCUGCCGCUGUUCGCGGUGCAGUGGGCGCACCAGUGGGUGUUCGGCCUGGCCGCCUGCAAGCUGUCCGGCGCCCUCUUCUCCCUGAACCGCUACAGCGGCAUCCUGUUCCUGGCGUGCAUCAGCUUCGACCGCUACCUGGCCAUCGUGCACGCGGUGGGCUCCGGCUGGAAGCGCCGCGCCGGCCACGCGCAGGUCGCCUGCGCCCUCAUCUGGGCGUGCUGCCUGGGGCUGAGCGGCGUGGACAUCGCCUUCAAACAGGUGGAAGAGGUGCACACCGGGGACAAUCGGACGGCGCUCCUGUGCACGGUGUGGUUCACCGAAAACUCCACCCAGUGGCGGGUGGCGCUGCAGCUGGUGAGCGUGCUGCUGGGUUUCGGGCUGCCCUUGUUGGUGAUGCUCUACUGCUACGUCCGCAUCUUCAAGUCGCUCUGCAACGCCACCCGUCGGCAGAGGCGCAAGUCCCUGCGCCUCAUCGUGUCCCUGGUGUCCGUGUUCGUCGUCUGUUGGGCGCCGUACAACGGCUUCCAGCUGGCGGAGGGUCUGCACGGGCUGGGCGCGCUGGCCGGCGGCUGCCGGUUCGGCCACGUGAUGGACGUCGGGACGCUGAUCACCGAGAGCUUGGGGCUGUCGCACUGCGCGCUGAACCCUCUGCUGUACGGCUUCGUCGGGGUGAAGUUCCGCAGGGAGCUGGGCAGGAUGUGCGAGGGGCUGCUGGGGGGGAGGGGGGCGCGGGGGGCGGAGGGCUGGAAGCAGAGGAGGCUCAGGAAAAGCACCGGCUCCUUCAGCUCGGCGGAGAGCGAAAACACCGCGUACUCCGUCAUGGUGUGACGCGAGGAGGAGGGCGGCGCGUGGACGUGUGCGUGUGCACGUGUGCAGG